GAUAUGUACACACUGGUGGCAGCAUGCACGUUGAGCAACAGCAGCAAACUGUAAACAAUGCCAAAAAAGCGGAUAAAAAACGGCGUAGAUGCCUGGCAAUUAUCAAAAGCGACUGUGAUGUGUCUCCUAGCGACACCCCCACCGUGUACUUGGCCAUUCUGAACGUGGGACUAAGCAAUGGACUCACUGAGGAAAGUCUGCUCGAAGCGGCCGCUCAGACAGGCGGCAGCGUCUCUGAGGUGGCAAUGUUAACCGGAAAAUCAUACUGUUUUCUCGUUUGCUGUACUCUGGAGGACUCGCAGCUUGUGUACACGGGCAUGCACAAUGUGUCGACCAUCGGACAGCAGGGAGCAGUGGCCUAUCUAAGCUAUGUCAAGGCAUUGCCUGCGCUGGCCGGGAAAAGUGAAUGGAACAAACCGCUGCCCAGUGGACUCAUCGUACUGCCAGACUUUGUCAGCGAUGCGGAGGAGGCGACGCUGCUUAGAUCCAUUGCCGAAGAUGGCAGAUCGUAUGAGGGCACCCUCAAACACCGUCAUGUCAAGCAUUUUGGCUACGAAUUUCUAUAUGGCAGCAACAACGUCGACCCCACGAAGCCUCUGGAGCAAUCUGUACCCACAGCCUGUGAUUUUCUCUGGCCGCGGCUUGAGAGCUUUUCUUCUUCCUGGGACUGGAGCACGCCGGACCAACUGACUGUCAAUGAGUACGAGCCAGGACAUGGCAUACCGCCUCAUGUGGACACCCACAGUGCAUUUUUGGAUCCCAUCCUCUCACUGUCCCUGCAGUCUGAUGUGGUUAUGGAUUUUCGGCGUGGUGAGGCGCAGGUCCAGGUGAAGCUGCCCCGCCGCUCCCUAUUGAUCAUGUCCGGAGAAGCUCGCUACGAUUGGACGCAUGGGAUUAAGCCCAAGCACAUCGAUGUGGUGCCCACAGCCACUGGAAGUUUGACUACGCAAGCCCGCAGCAAGAGGACAUCGCUCACAUUUAGGCGCUUGCGACGAGGCAACUGCAACUGCUCCUACCCCACGCUGUGUGAUAGCCAGCAAUCCAAAGUGCCCCAAGAGAUGUCCACCACAUUGGCCGACCAAGCCGUUAGUCUUGAGCAGCAGAAUGUUCACGAGGUGUACGAUAAAAUUGCAAAUCAUUUUAGUGAGACGCGGCACUCGCCGUGGCCUCAGGUGGCCCAGUUCCUGGAUAGCUUCGAGCCCGAGUCUGUGGUCCUGGACGUCGGCUGUGGCAAUGGAAAGUACCUCGGCUGCAAUGCCCACAUCUUAGCCAUUGGAUGUGAUCGGUCCCAAGGAUUGCUCGCAGUCGGACAACAAAAGGGCCAGAACGUCUUUCGUUGCGACUGCCUAAAUGUACCCGUGCGCUCGUCGAGCAUCGAUGGGUGCAUCAGCAUUGCGGUCAUCCAUCAUCUGGCCAGUGCUGACCGUCGCCUGAGUGCUCUACGGGAGAUGGCACGUGUCCUCCGGCCAGGUGGCCGGGCUCUGGUCUAUGUCUGGGCCAAGGAACAGCGACGCAACGAUAGGAAAUCCGCCUACCUCAGGCAAAACAAGGCCGUGCACAAGGAACGCACCACCGAGCAGGAGCAGCGACAGAAGCAGCAACAUGAACUUGAACAGCGGCCACAAGAUCAUGUUUCCCUUCCAGUGCACACCAACCGCACUGAGUUCCAGCAGCAAGACGUCCUAGUACCCUGGAAGACCAAGGAUGAGCAACGCACCACGUUUCUACGUUACUAUCACGUCUUUGAGGAGCACGAGCUGGAGAAGCUAGUGGCCCAGGUGCCAGAGGUUGAGCUUACAAAGAGCUACUACGAUCAGGGAAAUCAUUGUGUGAUCUUCAAAAAAGUCGCCAUCUGCACAGCGAUGCCAUGAGUAGCUAACACUUUUACUAAGGGAGAACCACUAUUAAUAUAUGUAAUUCGUUUAUUUGAUUUCAAAAAUACACAUUUACACGAUUUUA
Molecule: messenger RNA, 1959 nt
Organism: Drosophila miranda
Lineage: Eukaryota; Metazoa; Arthropoda; Insecta; Diptera; Drosophilidae
Product: alkylated DNA repair protein alkB homolog 8
Exons: 1
Coding region: 24-1871 (615 amino acids)
Biological process (GO): tRNA wobble uridine modification
Cellular component (GO): nucleus; cytoplasm
Molecular function (GO): S-adenosylmethionine-dependent methyltransferase activity; tRNA binding
Source: RefSeq, a predicted model, not a curated record